UUACUUCUAACAUCAGCAGCGCCGUUAUGGGACGGAGGCGGAUAUAAAUGAAUCCUCCAAGGUCAUCUCUUAUAAACGCCAUGCAGAAACUUCCUUCUAAAAAUCUUUCUUCAACUAAAUCUAAUUCUUCCUCAAACUAAGGAUUCUAAUGGAAGAUUCUUUGUUCAAGUCAGCAUGUUUCAAGGAAAUCUACGUUCUAUCUACAAGCCUUUUGCAAAAUCUCUUAUAUGCUCUAAGUUAACCCACACGAGCUGCAGACGGGUGACGGAAUCUCUUGUGCUGUUGCACUUCAAUGAGGAAUAUAUAUCAAGUCGGCUAGCGCCAAUUUUGCGAGCUGAUGUUGACUUCUCUGUUCUUAAACAAGGUAGGCAAGUUCAUGCGCAGCUUGUUGUCAAUGGAAUUAGCACUGGCAGUCAUCUGGGUGCAAGGAUUCUGGCUAUGUACGUUCUUUGCGGCAGCUUUUCGGAUGCCGGGAAGAUAUUUUAUAAGCUCGAGUUAUGGUGUACUACGCCUUGGAAUUGGAUGAUCAGAGGGCUUGUUAAAAUGGGUUUGUCUGAUAUUGCCUUGUUGUUUUACUUUAAGAUGUUGGGUUGCGGAGUUUCUCCGGAUAAGUAUACGUUUCCAUGUGUAAUCAAGGCCUCUAGUGAUUUGAAUAAUCUAAGAUUGGUGAAGCUAGUUCAUGAUACGAUUAGAGUUAUGGGGCUUGAGACUGAUCGGUUUGUAGGUAGUUCUUUGAUUAAGUGGUACGCAGAUGAAGGUUGUAUAGAUGAUGCCCGUGAUCUGUUCGACAAAAUGUCUGAAAAAGAUGAAGUUUUGUGGAAUGUGAUGCUUAACGGUUAUGUCAAAUCUGGGGAUAUUGAUAACGCUAUAAUGGUGUUUAAGGAAAUGAUGGUCAGCCAAACAAUGCCCACUUCCGUGACAUUUGCUUGCCUUCUGUCUGUAUGCGCCUCAGAGGCAAUGGUGAGUCUUGGCACUCAGCUUCAUGGCCUCACUACCAUCUUUGGCUCAGAGUUUGAGUCCUCAGUGGCAAAUACUCUCCUGGCUAUGUAUUCAAAAUGUGGGCACUUGUCUGAUGCACGCAAGAUUUUUAAUUUGAUGCCUCGAACUGAUUUAGUGACUUGGAAUGGGAUGAUCAGUGGGUAUGUGCAGAAUGGUUUCAUGGAAGAGGCUUCCCAUUUGUUUCGCCAGAUGGUAUUUGGUGUUCGAAAACCAGACUCCAUCACGUUUUCAAGUUUUCUUCCCGCGGUCAUUGAGUCAGCAAGCCUCAAACAAGGUAAAGAAAUUCAUGGUUAUAUAGUGAGACAUGGUGUGACACAGGAUGUAUUCUUAAAGAGUGCACUUAUUGACAUAUACUUUAAAUGUAGGGAUGUGGAGAUGGCACAGAAGAUUUUUAAUCAUUGCACUUCAACUGAUGUUGUAGUAUGCACGGCAAUGAUCUCUGGAUAUGUGUUUAAUGGAAUGAACUCUGCAGCUCUAGAAAUUUUCAGGUGGCUGUUCCAAGAGAAAAUUAGUCCAAAUGCUGUAACUCUGGCAAGUAUUUUGCCAGCUUGCUCUGGUCUGCUUGCCCUGAGAUUGGGUAAGGAAGUUCAUGCUAGUAUCCUCAAGAAGGGCCUUGAGGGGAGAUGCCACGUGGGAACCGCUAUUAUGGACAUGUACGCAAAAUCUGGAAGGUUGGAUCUUGCUCGAAGAAUUUUCGAAAGAAUAUCUGAUAGGGACACUGUUUGUUGGAACUCAAUGAUAACGAGUUGUGGGCAGAACAGCAAACCAGAAGAGGCAAUUGAUCUCUUUCGUCGAAUGCGAAUGUCAAGAAUCAAACAUGACUGCGUAAGCAUAUCAGGUGCUCUUUCUGCCUGUGCAAACUUACCUGCACAACAUUAUGGGAAAGAGAUCCACGCUUUCAUGAUCAAAGGAUCUCUGAGCACUGAUGUAUUUUCUGAGAGUGCAUUGAUAGACAUGUAUGCCAAAUCUGGAAAUUUGGGUGCUGCUAGACUUGUGUUUGAUAUGAUGCAAGAGAAAACAGAAGUUUCAUGGAAUAGCAUCAUUGCUGCGUAUGGGAAUCACGGCCACCUCAGGGACUCACUUUUGCUGUUCCAUAGAAUGUUAGAUGAUGGAUUUCAACCCGAUCAUGUCACUUUUCUCGCUAUAAUGUCUGCUUGUAGCCAUGUUGGAGGAGUUGAUGAUGGACUUUACUACUUCCGCUCCAUGACUGAGGAUUAUAGAAUUCAACCUCAGAUGGAGCAUUAUGCAUGCAUGGUAGAUUUGUUUGGGCGAGCUGGGCAUUUGGAGGAAGCAUUCAAAACCAUAAAGAGCAUGCCAUUUUUGCCUGAUGCUGGAGUGUGGGGAACAUUACUUGGGGCCUGUAGGGUUCAUGGUAACGUUGAGCUUGCUAGAGUGGCUUCCAGAAAACUUUUUGAAUUGGACCCUCAAAAUUCUGGUUAUUAUGUAUUGCUGUCAAACAUACAUGCUGAUGCCGGAGAAUGGUGGAAUGUCCUUGAGAUACGAAGUUUGAUGAGAGAAAGAGGAGUUCAGAAGAUACCUGGGUACAGUUGGAUUGUGGUCAACAACUCUCCCCACCUGUUUAUUGCUGCUGAUGGAUGUCACCCAGAGGCUGCUCAGAUCUAUUCGGUGCUCAAGUUGCUUCUUCUAGAGCUGAAAAGAGAAGGAUAUGUUCCUCAGACUUAUCUCCCAAUAUACCCGCAAACCUUAAGGCAUGAAGGUGUUGGUGCUACUAUCAAUGAACGCUAAUCCCACAUCGACUAUGUACGGUUUAUACCCUCAUGUAAUCGUGGCCCACAUCAACUAUGUACGGUUUAUACCCUCACGUAAACAUCGCCCGCAUGUUCCACGGGAAUAGGGUUCUUAGGAGGCGCUAGUUGAGCAUGCAUUGUGGUUUUUAUAAAUUGUAUUACUCUAUAUGUCACCAUAAAUUAAAUUCUUCUCAUUGUAUCAGCACCUAUUGGAAGUUGCAUUUAUUUUUAUGUUUUCCCUCCCUACACUCAUUACUUGAACCAUUAGGCAAGAGAUUGAGAAUU
Messenger RNA from Carica papaya (papaya), 3032 nucleotides. Its product is annotated as Tetratricopeptide repeat (TPR)-like superfamily protein. The record is from RefSeq and is a predicted model, not a curated record. Gene Ontology annotation, biological process: RNA modification. Gene Ontology annotation, molecular function: RNA binding; protein binding. Lineage: Eukaryota; Viridiplantae; Streptophyta; Magnoliopsida; Brassicales; Caricaceae.